GUCUUUCCUUCCUAGAUGUUAGCCAGGCACAGUGUAUCUGAGAGCAUUUUGUCUGCUGUGUCCUAAAAGGUUAUCAGAAAGGAAGUGUAGAAGUUAUUGCACUUACAGUACUCAACUUAGAAAAAGGACGAGAGAGCUGAAAGAUGGUCGCAUACAGAAAAACAACUUAUUUCUACAUCAUCUGGUUUUUCCAUAUUUUAGGUCCUGAAUGCUUUAGUGAUGGAUCAUACAGUUAUGAUACAAGACAUCUUUCAGUAAAGAGUGGAGGAUCAGUCACUAUCCCAUGUUAUUAUGACAGGAAAUACACACAACAGAUGAAAUUCUGGUACUCAGAAUACGAUAACAUUCGCAUUUACACAAACACUACAGCUGGAGAUGUGAUAGUAAUUGAUGAUCCUGCUCAGAGUCUUUUUACUGUGACUAUGAGAAACCUGAAGGGUGGACACAAUGGGACUUAUUAUUGUGCUGUAGAGACUGGUGAACAACCAGGAGACAUGACCACCACAGAUGACCUUUAUCUCCAUGUUCAACCUGCUCCUGAUGUCUCUGUGAUGUCCAGCAGUGUAACUGUAGAUGAAGGUGGUAAUAUCAGUGUACAGUGUCUCUACAGCAAUAAAUAUAAGAAUAAACACAAACAGUGGUGCAGAUAUAAAGACAAGAGCUGUUACACAUCCCAGAAUGCAUCAAUUGAGAUCAGUGAUGAUGGGAGAGGAUCUUUGACUGUGGUGAUGUCUGGAUUGAUGAAGAGUGAUUCUGGCUGGUAUUACUGUUCUGUAAAUGUUCAACAGCCUCCUGUUCAAGAUCUACUGGUUCCUGUACAAAUCACAGUCAAAGCUGCUGCAACCCCAGACAACAGCACUGAAAGCAAAACUGAAACAGAAAAUAAUACAAAAAAUACUAUACCAGCAUUUAAUGAACAACAACCGAGUGCAGUGCCGCUGUGGAUUCCAGUUACUGCCGGGGUCCUACUGCUUAUGAUUCUGGUUGGUGUUUUUAUCUGGAAAUGGAAAAGGAGAUCCGAUUCCAACGUAGACACAACUAACUGUGUUGUUGAAGAUCCAUCUGGGCAUAAAGCACAGGUUACAGCAGAUGGCACCCUGUACAGCACUGUAGAACCUCACUACCAGAACCCACAGAAACAAUAAGUCAUCAUAGCACCUAUUUUUCUUGUUUCUUAAUUUUCUUAAAUCUCAAGACUUUUUAAACAGCUCAGCAGCUCUGCUUAACCAACAACAUCUCUAAUCUGUAUUAUAAUGCAUUAUAUCUAUUUCAAACACCACCACUAAGAAUGCCCUCAUGCAUGAUUGCUUCAUUUAUUUCAACCUGUUCAUUGGUUAGGAUUGGAAACUGUAGACAUAACUUUUAAUUUGCACACAUGUCUUUUUUGUAGUUCAUAACUGGGAUAGAAAAUUUUAUUGUUCAUCAGUACUUCUUUUAUCAUAUUUAACUGCAUCUCUGUGAUUGUGUUUUUCCUUACUAUAAAAUCCCUUUCUUUUAA
Paramisgurnus dabryanus is the source of this 1498-nucleotide messenger RNA. Its product is annotated as polymeric immunoglobulin receptor-like. Gene Ontology annotation, molecular function: transmembrane signaling receptor activity. Lineage: Eukaryota; Metazoa; Chordata; Actinopteri; Cypriniformes; Cobitidae. Gene Ontology annotation, cellular component: plasma membrane. The record is from RefSeq and is a predicted model, not a curated record.